UAAUAAAAACAUGAAUCUCUUGAUUUGAUAUCGGAUUAAACGUAUCUAUUAUGUAUUGUAAUUUGUACGUUUGCUACUCGGAGGAAAUAAUUGGCAAAUAAAACAAUCUAUCAAAUCAAAAAGUAAAAGUAUAAUUCACAAAAAACAAUAACUUUAAGUAGUAAAAAAAUUAUUGACGAAUGGAUGAUCACAUAGGAAAAGCUGACUUAAAAAUGAAUGCCAACGAACUGCUUGCUUUUCAAAAAGAAUUAAAGCAAGAACAGGAUCUUCUUAAAAAAAUAUUAUCAAAGAUAGAUAACCAAGUGCAUAGUCUACAGGUAGAACAACUUCAUUUACUGGGAUUAAUUAACAAAUCAUUGAAGGAUUCAGAAGAACAAUCACCAUUACACGAAUCCGAAGACAACAUGCAAGACUCUGCAAAUAAAUCUUUAGACUUAUCCAUAGCAUCAAACUUUAAAUAUUUCCAAGAAGAACACGACGACGACGAAGACGACGACGAUGACGAUGAUAGUUAACAGAAUUAAAUAUUUGUAUUUUAUUAAAGCUCAUUUUGUCGAAACAAUGAAACCUGAUCUUAAUAUAUCGAU
Messenger RNA from Colletes gigas, 587 nucleotides. RefSeq names its product unconventional prefoldin RPB5 interactor 1-like. Lineage: Eukaryota; Metazoa; Arthropoda; Insecta; Hymenoptera; Colletidae. Gene Ontology annotation, biological process: transcription initiation at RNA polymerase III promoter; transcription by RNA polymerase II. The record is from RefSeq and is a predicted model, not a curated record. Gene Ontology annotation, cellular component: nucleus. The transcript has 2 exons. The coding region runs from base 180 to 515 and encodes 111 amino acids.